UUAUUAAGCAACCAAGCCAUUGAUCAUUAGAGGAGAAAACAAAGCAAUGUUUGAAUGUGUUCAAACCAUCAUCUUUUUUGGAGUUUUCUUUGCAUAUUUGCUUCAAUUUUCUUCUGCUUCUGUUGUUUCAACUGGGGACUAUAAUAAGGAUUUCUUCGUUACGUGGUCUCCUUCCCACGUAAACACUUCGGUCGAUGGCCGAGCAAGAAACUUGAAGCUUGAUAAUUAUUCAGGAGCUGGUUUUGCAUCAAAUGAGAUGUUCUUAUUUGGUCAAAUGGACAUGAAGAUCAAGCUAGUUCCAGGCCAUUCUGCUGGCAUAGUUGUGGCCUAUUAUCUGACGUCCGAUCAACCAAACCACGACGAAAUCGACUUCGAGUUCCUUGGUAAUGUGGAAGGGCAGCCAAUUAUUCUUCAAACUAAUAUCUUUGCUGAUGGGUUUGAUGAUAGGGAAGAAAGGAUUAAUUUGUGGUUUGAUCCAACAAAAGACUUCCACACAUACUCAAUUCUGUGGAACCUUUACCAAAUUGUGUUCAUGGUGGAUUGGGUGCCAAUCAGGGUAUACAGAAACCAUGCAGACAAAGGGGUGGGGUACCCAAGGUGGCAACCAAUGAGCCUAAAAGUGAGCCUAUGGGACGGUAGCAGCUGGGCAACAAGGGGUGGAAAGGACAAAAUUAAUUGGUCAAAAGGGCCUUUUAUUGCUUCUUUUGGGGACUAUAAGCUUGAUGCUUGUACUUGGAGAGGCAAUGCAAGGUUUUGCAGAGGAGAAAUUUCAAGCAAAAAUUGGUGGAAUUUGCCCAAAUACAACACUUUAUCAUCUUCUCAAAGAAGGCUCUUCAAAUGGGUCAGAAAGAACCAUUUGGUUUAUGAUUAUUGCCAAGACAAUUCGAGGUUCCAUAACCAACUUCCUAAGGAAUGUUCUCUUCCGAAAUACUAAAUCAGUCCGAUCAAACCCCACACCAUUUUUCUUCCUUUUUUUUUUUUUUUUGUUCCGAUCGAGUUUUUUAUAGCCUGAAGCCAACAAAUUUCUUAUGAAUGGACAAAAUACUAUGCAUUAAACUAUUUAUUAAAAUCUUAAUGUUUAAUAUAGUUUCUUGAUCUA
Cucurbita maxima (winter squash) is the source of this 1099-nucleotide messenger RNA. RefSeq names its product probable xyloglucan endotransglucosylase/hydrolase protein 10. Gene Ontology annotation, biological process: cell wall biogenesis; xyloglucan metabolic process. Lineage: Eukaryota; Viridiplantae; Streptophyta; Magnoliopsida; Cucurbitales; Cucurbitaceae. The record is from RefSeq and is a predicted model, not a curated record. The transcript has 4 exons. Gene Ontology annotation, molecular function: xyloglucan:xyloglucosyl transferase activity; hydrolase activity, hydrolyzing O-glycosyl compounds. Gene Ontology annotation, cellular component: apoplast; cell wall. The coding region runs from base 47 to 934 and encodes 295 amino acids.